AUGAUGGGACUGUCUUACAAACUAGUCGAUUGUGACAACGAGGAGUAUUGCGAUCCUAAUUUCGCCUGCGGACUUCACAAGCCACUUUUCAUAACACGACAUGUGGUCUGCAUUGAAAACCUUAUUGAUAGGUUAGUGGGCGCUUACAUGCGCUCGGCAGGCUUUUUCAAAGGUGCUAUCUAUCGAGGAAUUGUUGACUACGAAGCCGAUGUCAGUCGUGUGAGCAAGGGCGGUGUUUGUAAUUUGGUUAUAUUAUGUGUCACAGAAGUCCAAGUUCCAGUAAGAGAGAGCGAAUCAACUCGGAACUCUUUCUAUCUUUUCGAAGUUCAAGUUCUUUGGAGUGUCUUUCGAGGUUGGAAAGUCGGUGGGACUACUCGGCUUAUCAAAGAAUUGAAACCUGAGAUCGCUUUCAGUCCUAAUUCUUGGUAUCCUUACAAACGUUUUCCUGUUGAAAAGGACGAGUAUUCAUACUUUAUACCUAAUAGUAAACUUGUUCUAGGGAGAAGUCAUAGCCGUAUUAUCUCAGCAGAUGAUGCAAUGGAGGUGGUCUUGGAUCUGAAUAGAGCAUUGGUUUCUUAG
Cooperia oncophora is the source of this 579-nucleotide messenger RNA. The record is from the annotation of a GenBank genome assembly. Lineage: Eukaryota; Metazoa; Nematoda; Chromadorea; Rhabditida; Trichostrongylidae.